Molecule: messenger RNA, 2161 nt
Organism: Ciona intestinalis (vase tunicate)
Lineage: Eukaryota; Metazoa; Chordata; Ascidiacea; Phlebobranchia; Cionidae
Source: RefSeq, a predicted model, not a curated record
AAUAAAGUUACAUUAAUGUGAAGUGUAUGAUUUUUAAUUAAUAACAAUAUGUGUAUGGUGAAUUACGUAAAUCUGGCCACGACCAAGUGGUGAUGAAGUUGAACCAUUCUCUUAAGAAAUAACAGUCAAGAUUAAGUGCUAUUCAAUAUGUUGGAAACAAAAAUGAAGUCCCAACGAAUUGUAUAUUUGGACUUAAUUUAGUUUGCUACAUACUUUAAUUAACAACAUAUGUGAAUUAAGUUAUCCUAUGAUAAGAAAUUAAUGAAUUAUAUUAAAUGAAAACAACCAAUAGACAAGAACUAACAUAAAAGCAAGCCAUUAAAACAUGCGAUGAAUAAAAAAUACAUGGGAAAUAAAAAGGUACCUGCGUAACAACAAUAAAAUGUUAUGUAUCGACUUUUAAGUAAUUUUCGUCACACCUAUUAUGACUUGUAUAUAAGUUUUUUUAAAGUUAAUCAAACACAAGUGUGAAAGAAAAACGUGUGAAAAAAUUUAACAUAACAAACAGUCAGUGUUGUUCACUUUGAUGGAUUAAUAUUUUUUUUUGUUGAGUAUAAUUUACUAUAAUGUUUCAGUUACAGUUAGUUUUUAUAAGAAAAGUAUCUGGAAACACUGCUUGAAGUUUGUGCAUAAACACAAGAAGAUAAAGAAAACAAAAUUCCAUACAGAGUAAGAUGAACAACUUAUUUCAUGCAUCACUGAACUUGAGCACAGUAAAGCACGACGUCAUUGUAAAGCUUCACUAUGCGUAAACAUUGUGCAGAUUGUGGUAAGAAACAAAUAUUUCAAUACUGCUUACUCGAUCACUAAGUGGAAAUCUAACUUUUUCAUUGACAGACAUGGUAUAUGUUUUUUUAAAUGUUGAUCGAUUUUAAAGUUAACUUAAAAAGUUAGAGAAGACAAAAUGGCAGUUCCAGCACCUCCACCUUACACAGGUGCCGAGAUGAAACUUGUUCCUGUUUAUUUGUCACCAAGUCAAGGAGGGUUGUUGCAACACAGUGGCAUGCAGCAACAGGGGUUGUCAUACCAAGGUGGCAUGCAGCAACAUGGGUUGUUAAACGAAGCAAAACAACCACCAACUCACAGCAUGGCAAUAAAUAUAAAACCAGUCAACCUUCAAAUGGUGGCAUCCAAUAUUACAACUCCUCCUGUCGCAGCAACACACCACAAUCAACAAAUAUUUCUUGCACAAAAUCAACGAACAAAUGAAGAAAUAGAAGAAGAAAAAGAUAAAGCAAAGAGUAAAGCCACACGAGAUGAGUUGUGUUGCACAGGUUUAUGUGUGGUUGGUGUGCUUGAAAUGCUUGGUGGGAUCGCUCUUAUUGCAAUCGGCCUAGCAACCAUGCCGUUCUUUUGUGUUGCAAUGGUUACAUGGCCAGCGGGGGCAGCAAUGAUGAUGCCGAAGCCGCCACAAUAACCGGAGGGGAAGUUGCUCGCCAAGGCGCGAAAAAAAAUAAGAAAAAGGCAAAGGAACAAAACAGGACCCAACAGGCAGUGUUAUACAGUAUAAGUCCUUCAGAAAAUGUAACUGCAAUGACAGCAACAGCAGUUUCCAUGACACCAGUGAAUCAGAGGGCAAACAAUAUGACAUACAACAUGGGACAAUUCAAUUACCAAGAGCAAGUGUAAAACAAACACAAAUAAAUAUAUGUUUCACAUGGUGUACCGUGUACAUAUUGUUUUUGUGCAUAACACUACAUAACCAAAAUUACCUAACCUAACUGUGUAUUCCUAAAGGUAAAAAGCAAAUCAACUAAUUGUGUACAAUUUUUUAUUUGUAAAUUUAUAACUUGCUUUAUUUUCCAACCUACUGCAUAAGUGUAACUUAAGAUUUUGCUUUUAAUAAUUUUAAACUUAUUCUUAUUACCGUUUAUUUCAUCACUUCAAACCUGUUAUAACUUUGUUGAGUGAUAAAUGAAAACAAAUGCUUGUAUAAAAUAAAAGUCCAGGUCAUUACAUCAAAAAUGCAAUAAAUGCAUGAAUGUAAUAAAAGAUUAUUUUGUUCAGUCAACACACUAAAUAAAUUUGACAAUUUUAACCUCCUGUGUUGCGGGGAAAUGUCAGUCGUUAUAACACAGGUGUUCUGUUUUAUACACCAUGUAAGUAACUUUGUGGGUAAUUUUGUGUUAUUAUAUAAAUGACAAUAAAAAUGGCCGAUAAU